GAUAUUUUGUAUGAUACCAUUAUAAUAUUAUUGCAAAGCCACCUACUGCAUGUAGUUCCAAAUUUCCAAAUACAGAGGCCACGUCAAGAAAUGAACAGAUAAACCGGUUCACAACGCCAAAUGGAUAUCGUAAGUGAAUGCAAAACUGUAUUACCUGUCACAUUCCGGACCACCUAUUAUUUUGUUAAUUCAUUUUACUUCUUCCCAUUUUACGCCUGCAAAUCACGUGCCCAACCUUUUCAGCUGCCAGAGAUUAGACACUGGUCGGAAUCCGAAUCCGGAGGGGGGAAAUGGCGGCAGCUCUAAAUUUGUCAUCAACUCCGUUCUUAAGACAAAUUGCGAGCACUAGAACUCCAAAAGCCUCCAUGUCUGUUCGAGCGACCUCAAGACCAUCUGAGAGCCUUUCAACUUCAACUUCCGUGGGGACCAAAGAAAAUGAAGACCGAGGGCUUUCUUCCUCCUCUUCUUCUUCAUUUUCUCCUCCGCCCAAUUUCAAGCCACCAGAGCCUAAGCGUUUCGGCGUCAGACCCGACAAGGUUCUUGAUGUCCUGGGCGCUUCCCUUUCCUUAAUUUUUCGGCUUGGAACUGGUAUAUUUGUCGAUGGGUACUCGGUGUCAUUGGUUCCGAAAAAUGAUUUUCCCCCAGACAAAUAUGCUCUUCAAAUUGCUGGUUUCAAGGUCAAAGAGACUUCAAAGUUAGGACCUCGCCCAGAGAAGCCUAUUGAGAUAUAUGAGUUUGAGAGUUGUCCAUUUUGUCGGAAGGUCAGGGAAAUUGUUGCUGUGUUAGAUUUAGAUAUUCUAUUCUAUCCUUGCCCUCGGAAUGGUCCAAACUUCCGUCCCAAAGUUCUUCAGAUGGGAGGAAAGCAGCAGUUUCCAUACAUGGUUGAUCCAAACACAGGAGUUUCAAUGUAUGAAUCAGAUGACAUAAUCAAGUAUCUGGUUCAGAACUAUGGUGAUGGAAAUGUACCUUUUUCUCUCUCUCUUGGACUUUUGACGACAUUGUCAGAAGGCUUUGCUAUGAUUGGUCGUCCGGGCAGGGGUUCUAUCUAUAAGCCAUCAAAGCUUCCACCUGCUCCACUAGAAAUAUGGGCAUAUGAGGGUUCUCCUUUCUGCAAACUUGUUCGUGAAGUGCUUGUAGAGUUGGAGUUACCACAUUUAGUACGUUGUUGCGCUCGUGGCAGCCCAAAACGUCAACAGUUGUAUGAGAAAGAGGGACACUUUCAGGUUCCAUACUUAGAUGACCCCAACACAGGGGUGCGCAUGUUUGAGAGUGCUGAAAUUGUGGAGUAUCUUCAAGCAACUUAUGCUCUUUAGCGAGCCAUCCUUCCAACUCAUUUCCAAGUACAGGUAGGGGCCUAUGUAGCUCUAAUGGAAUCCUUUACCCCACAUCACAUAAAGGAACUUUCUGCCUCUUCAUUGAGACCUUGAGAUAUCAGCCAUAUGAUUCCCGAACCUUCAAGUCGAUGCGUAAGUGAAUGUCCUAUAUUAUUUUACUCUGAGACUCCCAAAAAUGAUCUAUACUCAAUGUCUGGUCUAUAACAAUAUCAACUGCUACUAUUCGUAUACACCAUAGGUAUACUCUUCGCCCUUUA
Messenger RNA from Cucumis melo (muskmelon), 1591 nucleotides. RefSeq lists its product as uncharacterized. The record is from RefSeq and is a predicted model, not a curated record. Bases 291 to 1313 code for a protein of 340 amino acids. Lineage: Eukaryota; Viridiplantae; Streptophyta; Magnoliopsida; Cucurbitales; Cucurbitaceae. Gene Ontology annotation, cellular component: chloroplast. The transcript has 13 exons.